AAAUAAAUUCUACAGACUUGGUAAAAUAAAGGGAAGCAGGAAAUCUAUCUCUAAGGAGUACAGUUCACCACUCUCUUUCACAGCACAGUCCCCCGUAGAUUUCUUGCUUAGCUGACAUCACAGCAACUACGAUAAAUACUAUCAACUUCGAUCUUCUAAAUCCUUCUGCUUUACCCCGGAAGUCUUCUUUCAGCUUUUUGUUCUGUUCUCUUUCUCCAAAUUCAGCCCACUAGAAAGUUGUCUUCAUGAUUACCAUUUCUGUUUUGUGUUGGAGAGGGCCUGACUCUUCCCUCACCAAAAGUUAAAUUUCUCUUUUUUGUGAUUUUUUAUUCAUGACGGAGAAAAGAAGCCAUAGGCAUCCUUAAAUUCUUCUUCCUUAUAACAUUCCAUAACUUGUGAGCUUCGCUUUCUUUUUGGCUUAGAUGAUGAAAAAGCUGAGCUAAAUCCUACUCUUGGAUCUAUAAGCUAUUACCCACUUCCCUUAUGUGAUUCCUCCCCUACUAAUUAAGCCCAAAAGGAAGCAAAGUAGACCCUUCUCUAUGAUGUUUGACCUGCAAUUCUAGAGCUUAUUUUCAUCUUUUUCUCAUCGGUUUUCUCGCUCCACAUCGUGUCUUUUUAAUUUUUAUGCACAUGGUGGUCUUCUCUCAAAGUUCAAAUUCCUCGUGCUUGUAAUAUAGGAACCACUUAUAUGUUCCAGGUUCCCUGAGGAGUUCGUCAUUAAGGAAUAGUAAUGAGGGGAACAACUGCAGUUCUUGCCAUUCUCCUUCUGCAGUUACUUAGUUUUCAAGCUCUGUCUCAAUCAGAUGGCUCUACUUCUCCAAUGGAGGAAAAGGAGAAGGAAGCUCUCUACAUGAUGAUUCAAGGCUUUGUCGGAAAAUGGUGGAAUGGUUCUGGGCUUUAUCCUGACCCUUGUGGCUGGACAUCAAUCCAGGGAGUAUCGUGCGAUCUCUUUGAAAAUGGUUUGUGGUAUGUCACAACUGUAAACAUCGGCCCGAUCCUCGAAAACUCUCUCCGCUGCACUAACAAUGCUGAGUUCAACCCACAUCUCUUCGAGCUCAGCCACCUGCGAAGCCUCUCAAUUUUCAACUGCUUUUCAUCGCCAUUUCAAAAAUCAACUGUCAUUCCAUCUCAAAACUGGAACAAGCUGUCUUCAAGCUUGGAAACCUUAGAGUUUCGAUUUAACAGAGGACUAACAGGUCAAAUUCCUCCAGUUCUAGGCCAACUAGUAAAUCUUAAAUCAUUAGUACUCGCUGAGAAUUCAUUAUGCGGGGAACUUCCUUGGGAAAUUGGGAAUCUCGUACACUUAAAUAGGUUAACACUUUUAGGAAAUCAGCUUUCUGGGCAAGUGCCAACUUCCUUAGGAGCCAACUGGUCUAAGCUGUUGAUCAUGGACCUAAGCAACAAUUCGCUAACUGGUCCCCUGCCCUCCUCUCUCGUUGGACUUACUUCACUGCUUAAGCUUGAUUUGAGCAACAAUUUUUUUACUGGAAAUCUGCCACAAGAGCUUUGCAAACUAAAAAAUCUCGUACUUAUAGACCUCAGAAACAACAAUCUUUCUGGCGGUUUAUCUCCGUCUCUCCAAGGAAUGUUUUCUCUCCAAGAAAUGCUUCUGUCCAACAACCCAUUAGGAGGAAGUAUCGAGGAAUUUAGUUGGAAAAAUCUAAGAAAUCUCACACAUUUGGAUCUUUCAAAUAUUGGUCUUGUUGGUGAGAUUCCAGAUUCAAUCACAGAGUUGAAGAAGUUGCGAUUCAUUGCAUUGGACAGCAACCAGCUCUCUGGCUUCGUCUCUCCCAAGCUUGCAGACAUGCCUAGUCUUUCUGCUCUUUAUCUCAAUGGAAACAAUCUCACAGGUGAGCUUAGAUUUCCUCAGCAAUUCUAUAGAAGGAUGGGAAGGAGAUUCGCCUCUCGGAAUAAUCCAAAUCUCUGUUAUGGCUUCAAAGAUGGAAAUACAACAGGGGAAGGGCCUGAUGGAGUGAGUAAAUGUAAACAUGAAGAAAACAGAACUGUAGGUAAUCUUGAUGCAGGAAACAAAGCUGGUAGAGUGCAAACAACUCAGGGCUCAGAUUUCAUGGCUUCCAAUGGGUUCCCAGUUUGCUCCAUCACUAGAUUUAUGUGGUUAAGUUUCAUGGAGAUUGUAUUGAUCAUCUUUCUCAUGCUCUCAAUGUAAUAGAGGGAAAACAAAAAUUUCUUUAUCAUAUAGUGUGUGUUUUUGCCUUUUGAUCUUGUACAAAUGAUGCUGAUCUGGCCAACGAUAUCUGAU
This is a messenger RNA of Phalaenopsis equestris, 2260 nucleotides long. Its product is annotated as piriformospora indica-insensitive protein 2-like. The transcript is spliced from 2 exons. Bases 731 to 2167 code for a protein of 478 amino acids. The record is from RefSeq and is a predicted model, not a curated record. Lineage: Eukaryota; Viridiplantae; Streptophyta; Magnoliopsida; Asparagales; Orchidaceae. Gene Ontology annotation, molecular function: protein binding.